AUGGCCCAGACGCCCGCUUUCAACAAACCCAAAGUGGAACUGCACGUCCACCUGGAUGGGUCCAUCAAGCUAAAAACCAUCUUAUACUAUGCCAAGAAGAGAGGCAUCACCCUCCCGGCAGAUACAGUGGAGGGGCUGCGCGACAUCAUUGGCAUGGACAAGCCCAUUUCACUCCCUGGCUUCCUGGCCAAGUUUGAUUACUACAUGCCUGCUAUUGCGGGCUGCAGGGAGGCCAUCAAAAGGAUCGCCUAUGAGUUUGUGGAGAUGAAGGCAAAGGAAGGCGUGGUGUACGUGGAAGUACGCUACAGCCCACACCUGCUGGCCAACUCCAAAGUGGACCCAAUCCCCUGGAACCAGGCUGAAGGGGACCUCACCCCUGAUGAGGUUGUGGAUCUUGUGAACCAGGGCCUGCAGGAGGGAGAACAAGCAUUCGGGGUCAAGGUCCGGUCCAUACUGUGCUGUAUGCGCCACCAACCCAACUGGUCCCUUGAGUAGCUGGAACUGUGUAAGAAGUACCAUCAGAAGACUGUGGUGGCCAUCGACCUGGCUGGUGAUGAAACCAUCCAAGGAAGUAGCCUCUUCCCAGGCCACGUGCAAGCCUAUGAGGGGGCUGUGAAGAGUGGCAUUCACCGCACUGUCCAUGCUGGAGAGGUUGGCUCUGCUGAGAUUGUGCGAGAGGCUGUGGACACUCUCAAGACCGACAGGGUGGGACACGGCUACCACACACUGGAGGACGAGGCCCUCUACAAGAGGCUACUGCAAGAAAACAUGCACUUUGAGGUCUGCCCCUGGUCCAGCUAUCUCACAGGCGCCUGGGAUCCCAAAACGGAGCAUGCAGUUGUUCGCUUCAAGAAAGACCAGGCCAACUAUUCACUCAACACAGACGACCCCCUCAUCUUUAAGUCCACCCUGGACACUGACUACCAGAUGACCAAACGGGACAUGGGCUUCACUGAGGAAGACUUCAAGCGACUGAACAUCAAUGCUGCCAAGUCAAGCUUCCUCCCUGAGGAAGAGAAGAAGGAGCUUCUGGAACGACUGUACCGAGAAUACCAAUGGCCACCAGAGGCUGAAGGGCAGGUCCCCUGAAGAUGGCAAGGCCACUUCUCUGAGCCUCACCCUGUGGAUGGAGCCUUCACAACUCUGUGACACUCUUACCUUCAUUCCUUCCAGACCUUGGAGCGGCCAGGUCUGUCC
This is a messenger RNA of Arvicola amphibius (Eurasian water vole), 1197 nucleotides long. Its product is annotated as adenosine deaminase-like. Lineage: Eukaryota; Metazoa; Chordata; Mammalia; Rodentia; Cricetidae. Gene Ontology annotation, cellular component: external side of plasma membrane; cytosol. Gene Ontology annotation, molecular function: adenosine deaminase activity. The transcript has a single exon. The record is from RefSeq and is a predicted model, not a curated record. Gene Ontology annotation, biological process: hypoxanthine salvage; inosine biosynthetic process; purine ribonucleoside monophosphate biosynthetic process.